AUGUUCCUUGUCGAAGAUAGGAAAAUUCGAAAAGAACUUCCCAAAGCAGUAAAUGAUGAGGAUACUUUUUCGAUUGCAGAGACAGUUGAUUCUGAUUGCUCUCAGUCGCAGAUGAAUGAACAUGAGGAAGCUUCGAACAUAAAACUUGAGCAAGAGUAUCACGACGAUCAAUUUUCCGAUGUUAGCUCGGUUAAGGAUCAGCAUUUUCAGCAAGAGUCUGGUUUUAAUCAGGACCAUCAGAGUCAAGAUAAUACACCGAAUGAUUCGAAAGAACAUUCCCAGGAAGAGAAAACAUCUGAUCCAAAACAACCUCGAGUUGAAGUUCACCACAUAAAUACGCUCUCUUCAAACCAUAAAAUAAAACUCUCAAUGUUCAAGGAAACUGAUAAUUGCGAAGCAUGGGUAAGAAAAUGUGAAUUUAUCAUCAACUUGGGAGGGGUAAAAAAUGCAUUCAAGAAGAUAAGUCACAUGUGUAGCCACCUCCCAGAGCCCAUUCAAGAAACAGUUAUCCUUGAGCUUGCUGAACUUGAGGAAAACCAGAUCACCAUCCAAGAAUUCAUCAAAACUCUGAACAAAGCUUGCAGAAAGAAUGAAUUCCAGUAUGAAACCCUCUUUACCAAACUCAAAUACAAUGAGGAAGAGCAUUUGAAUUUGAGAAACUUCUACUACCGAGUAAAACAGCUGGUAAAGCAGACCAUCGGUGAAGGAUGUGAUAAAAUGGUUGAGAAAGUGGCUUUUAAAGAAUUUUUGAACAAAUUGCCGCAGAAAAUCCAAAAAUCGGAAUUCCUCCUUGAAUACCGAAAGGAAAAAACAAAUCUCAUGGACAUUGUUGAUAAAUGCGAAGAACUGUAUGAAAAAUUUCGAAAAGGUGACUAUACUGAAGUCAAUGGUAUGUCACACCACAAAAGGGGCUCGAAAAAGCCAAGUCAAAAGUUUUCGAGAGGUUUCAAAAAACCAUCGAAACCUUCCCUGAAUAAUUUCGAAAAGAAACUCACCUGCUACUUUUGUGGCAAACAAGGUCAUCGAAAAUCUGAGUGCCGAGCACUCAAGGCAGAGAAAAGGAAAUACAGUCCUACCCAGACAUAG
This is a messenger RNA of Oikopleura dioica, 1086 nucleotides long. The record is from the annotation of a GenBank genome assembly. Lineage: Eukaryota; Metazoa; Chordata; Appendicularia; Copelata; Oikopleuridae.